AUGCGUCCACAAGGGAAGACGGCGGAAAACAAGCAGCUGCAGCUCGUGCAUCGGCGUCAAGCUGUGCUCAAUCUUCGCGCUCAGAAGGUUCCUGUCAAGCAGAUAGCCACUCAAACUGGCCUGUCUUUGCGUGGAAUUUACCACAUUAUUGAUAGAUACCCCGAUGGUAUCGCGGCAGCUGAUGCACGUCGCCCUGGGCGCCCCAACGUGCUGACCGACCGAGAUUCCCGCCAACUCCGCCACCUUGUCUCGAGCACCCCAGCCAUUUCAGCCAAGACUGCCGCUUCGAUCUUACCUGCGAGAAAUGGCCGACACCCGGGUACCUCAACCAUCAAGCGGGCACUGCACGAAAUGGAGUUUGUGAAUACUUUGCGGGCGUUGAAGCCCAGGCUGAACAAAAAGAACGCUGCCGAACGACUCGCCUGGUGCACUGACCAUCGCAGCUUUACUGUGGCUGACUGGCGCAAGGUCGUGUUCUCCAGCGAAGCACACAUGAGGCUGCAUGCCUCUACUCCGCGUGGCCGGGUGUGGCGGAAGAAGGGCGCGCCGCUGACCCGCGACAUGGUCAAAGAGACGGUCCAACAUGGAGGAACUGAAAUUUACCUCUGGGGUGCUAUCUCGUCGCGCGGGCCCCUUCCUCUGGUGCCGCUCGAUGAGGCUCUCACCGGCAAGCAGUACGCGCAGAUGCUAGACAAGAACCUGCUGCCUGGUAUGAACCGGUUGAAGAUGGGAGGCACGUUCAUCUUCAUGCAAGACAAUGCGGCGGUGCAUACCAGCAAGCCGGCGAUUGACUACUUGGAGGACGCCGAUAUCAAAGUUUUGAAUUGGCCGCCCUACAGCCCCGACCUCAACCCCAUCGAGAACCUGUGGGCUGAGAUCCAGAAGGGAGUACUGAGUGAAUUUCAUCCGCAGAACAAGCAGCAGCUGUGGGAGGCGAUCGAAAAGUGGACGGAAAAACAUGUCACGCCACAGUACUGCCGGGCCUUGAUUGAUUCGAUGCCGAAACGGAUUGAAGAGUGCCUCAGCGCGAAGGGUUGGUACACCAAGUACUAA
Messenger RNA from Capsaspora owczarzaki ATCC 30864, 1053 nucleotides. RefSeq lists its product as hypothetical. The record is from RefSeq and is a predicted model, not a curated record. The coding region runs from base 1 to 1053 and encodes 350 amino acids. NCBI's taxonomy places the organism in Eukaryota, Filasterea, Ministeriida, Capsasporidae. Gene Ontology annotation, biological process: DNA transposition; DNA integration. Gene Ontology annotation, molecular function: DNA binding. The transcript has a single exon.